AUGGGAAAUCAGGUUGCCGGUUUAACGCCACCACCUUUGGUGAACGUUGAGGAUUGCCUGUCGGAUAUGACUAACACAGUGCGGUUUGAGGAAGAACUUUCGGGAUCUCGGCUGUUCAAAGUUGCUAAAGCAAAGCGUAUCGAUGAUGGAAGUUCUCAGCUCCUCGUGUUGAAAGUUUUCUCAAGCCCAAACGCACUUCAAAUAUUUUCUGCUUAUCGGCCUUUGGUACAGGCUUAUUGUCGGCAAAUAGCGGGUGGUCAUAAUCUGCUAUCGUUCACAGUGAACAUCGCCGUUUCUGAAAGGAACAUCGUAUUGAAACGUGACUUCAUUGAUCAGUCUUUGGUGGAUCGUCUUUGUAUCCGACCGUUUCUCUGUUUAGAGGAAAAGAAAUGGAUUGCAUUUCAACUGCUUUGCGCCCUAGCUCAACUUCAUCGUUCUUCUGUGAACAUACCUUCCGAGAAAGAGAUUGGAUCUGGAGACUAUGCCGCUAGGCGUGUUGGUCUGGUGCGUCCACUCUGCCAUGGAGAUAUUAAGGGUGAAAAUGUACUGCUAACAUCUUGGGGAUGGCUGUUGCUUACGGAUCCGGCUCCUUUUAAACCGUGCCAACUACCGAUUGACAACCCCAGUGAAUUCACGCACUACUUUGACUCCUCUAGGCGACGUGUUUGUUACUUGGCCCCAGAGCGGUUUGUCCACGUAAAGCGGUCAUCGAUUGUAGCACCCGAGGAACGCUCAACUGUGCUAGGAAACAUCCGAGAUGUAAACAUAAAUACUCCUGCUGAUACAACUACUGAAUCGCAAUCAAAUUGUACGGUUGAUGAUAAAACUAACCGACCGGUCAUGGUCCCUGAACAAGAUGCAACCGAUCGUAAAGUUUGGUCUUUGGAGCCCCACGAUUCAGCGAAUGAUGCCCAGACGGGAUCUAACCCACCGGAAACGUGGUCUCAACCACAACUUACUCUGGAUCCCACAAUGGAUCUUUUUUCUGCCGGUCUGUUGUCAUUGGAUCCAAAAGCCAGGGGAUCAGCCGAGGGACAGUUGAUGGAGCAUAGAGGCAAGGUAUUCCCUGAUGUGUUCUACACUCACCUGAUGCCUUACAUGCAAUCUUUCCUUUGCGCAUCACUGGCCAAUCCAACCAGGCGAAUGUCCUACUUGCGGCAGACGCUCCCGCUUUUUCUGAAAGAAGUUGAAUCAGCCGGCUCAGAGGCUCUCCAAGUCUGCGCUGUCCUCAUUUCAAAUAUAGUCUCUGGUGCACUGAGGCCUGUCGUUUCUACUUACAUUACGCAAACGCCAAACACAGCCGCUACAGUUGGAUCGGCAGACAAGGUCAAAUCGAAUAUUGCCGUUCAUCAGCCCUUUGUAGGCACUUCCAGACCACAACAAUCGGCUCCAGAAAUGUGCUUACAACCUUCAGAUCGAUAUCUGUUUGAGUCUGGCAAAGUAGAUGCAUUGGUCUGCCUGCUAGAAUUGUACGCUCACAUUCCGCCUGCCUUGUUACUAGAUCGGGUGAUUCCCUAUUGUGUGGAUUUGACCACAUGCACUCAUUCGUCUGAAGUUCGUAGUCUGGCUUUGGAUUGUCUUGUGCAAAUCUUGCAGCACGUCACCGAAAAGCAACUCCCUUCUACUACCGGAUCCGCCUCUUUGGAAGCAUUUUUCUUGACCGAAUAUCUUUUCCCUACUCUGGCCUCUCUUUCCGUAGAUCCGCGACCGGAAAUUCGGUUGGCAUACGCCCGAUGCUUGCCUUCUCUUGCGGAAAUCGCCCUUCGGUUUUUGAAUUCAUCUGCGCUACAACGCUUUGGCUGCGGUCUGGACGCAAAAGUAAGCCAAUCCAGUUUCAGGUCUUUAUUCAUUUUUUAA
This is a messenger RNA of Echinostoma caproni, 1857 nucleotides long. The record is from the annotation of a GenBank genome assembly. Lineage: Eukaryota; Metazoa; Platyhelminthes; Trematoda; Plagiorchiida; Echinostomatidae.